Amphibalanus amphitrite is the source of this 4901-nucleotide messenger RNA. Its product is annotated as cohesin subunit SA-2-like. The transcript has 28 exons. Gene Ontology annotation, biological process: sister chromatid cohesion. The coding region runs from base 213 to 4418 and encodes 1401 amino acids. The record is from RefSeq and is a predicted model, not a curated record. Gene Ontology annotation, molecular function: chromatin binding. Lineage: Eukaryota; Metazoa; Arthropoda; Thecostraca; Balanomorpha; Balanidae. Gene Ontology annotation, cellular component: nucleus; chromatin; cohesin complex.
UGUUAUUUUUCCAAAGUGUGUUGGAAAUUAGGCGUAGAUAUUUUUAUGCGGAUGUCUCAGUCUGUUGAGUUUGAGCCAAGGUUUGAGCUGAGUUGGAGUCGCAUAAGUAGGUAGUCUGAAGCUGGUUGCUGCAAUUAAAUGAUGUCUAAGCCAUUUGCUGGUAGUUGUUAAGGGACUAAGUUGUGUGCUCCAACCUGUGCUCAAACUGAGAGAUGAUGCACCGACAAGUGGGCGGCGGGAAGCGGAUUCGGAUGGACGAGGGUCCUCCGACCGACUAUGAGGCGCCGCCCAUGACUCCGUACAGUGAGAUGGACCCGGCGACGCCCUACUCGGUGCCGGCCACGCCCUACAGUCACAUGGAGCAGACGCCAGUGCACCAGCCUCAGUACCAGGGCGUCGACUAUGCGGCUCAGCAGCAUUACCAGCAGCAGGGUUACGAGGCGGCGACGUUCGACGCCCAGCAGCACUACCAGCAGCAGCAGCAGCAGCAGCUCCUGCUGCACCAGCAGCAGCUGCAGCAGCAGGCGGCUGUGCAGCAACAGCAGAUGUACGCAGCUGCUGAACUGGAGCAGCAGCAACAGCAACAACAACAGCAGCUCCAACAGCAGCAGCAGCAGCUCCAGCAGCAGCAGCAGCAGCAGCAGCAGCAGGCGGCGCAGGAGGAGCAGCAGGCGCCGAUGCUGUCUCCGGAGCCGCCCCAGCAGCAGCAGUACGAACCGAUUCCGCCCAUCACCAUAUCGAUGACUCGCCGCGGCAGAGGACGAUCGGCGGUGAUCAAGCGUCCCGCCGAGCCGGCCGCCGAGCCUAUGAUGCUCGAUGACGGCCCGCCGGGGAAGCGUACCCGGGCCGGUCGCGCCGGCCGCGGCCGCGCUCACGAGCACGGAGUCGGUGACGAGGAGCCCAGUCUGUACAAAAUCGUCAAGGAAGGCCGUUCACUGCUUCAGACCGUAGUAGACGAGUGGAUCGACCAGUACAAGGUGAACCGCAACGUGGCGCUGCUGGCACUCAACCAGUUCUUCAUCACCGCCUCUGGCUGCAAGGGCGUCAUCACCGCCAAGAUGCAGCAGACCAUGGAGGACGUGGCCAUCAUCAGAAAGAUGACAGAGGAGUUCGACGAGGAAUCUGGCGAGUACCCGCUGAUCCAGACGGGCCAGCAGUGGAAGAAGUUCCGCGCCAACUUCUGCGACUUUGUGGGCACGCUGGUGAAGCAAUGUCAGUACAGCAUCAUCUACGAUCAGCAUCUGAUGGAUAACGUCAUCUCGUUCCUGACCGGGCUGACCGACUCGCAGGUCCGCGCCUUUCGGCACACCGCUACACUGGCAGCGAUGAAGCUGAUGACGGCACUGGUGAACGUGGCCCUCACCGUCUCCAUUAACCUGGAGAAUACCCAGCGACAGUACGAGGUGGAGCGACAGAAGUCGCGGGAGAAGCGCGCCCCCGACCGUCUGGAGCAGCUCAUGUCCAAGCGCCAGGAGCUCGAGGAGAACAUGGACGAGAUCAAGAACAUGCUGACCUACAUGUUCAAGUCGGUGUUUGUCCAUCGGUACAGGGACACGUUACCCGAGAUCCGCAGUAUCUGUAUGGCCGAGAUAGGCAUCUGGAUGAAGAAGUUCCACCAAAACUUCCUGGACGAUUCGUACCUCAAGUACAUCGGCUGGACGCUGCACGACAAGGUCGGAGACGUCCGACUCAAGUGCCUUCAGGCGUUGCAGCCGCUCUACUCGUCCGAGGAGCUGAAGGGAAAGCUGGAGCUCUUCACCUCCAAGUUCAAGGACCGCAUCGUGGCAAUGACGAUGGACAAGGAGUUCGACGUGGCCGUGCAGGCCGUCAAGCUGGUCAUCAGCAUCCUCAAAUACCACCGCGACAUCCUCUCAGACAAGGACUGCGAGCACGUGUACGAGCUGGUCUACUCGUCUCACCGGGCCGUGGCGCAGGCGGCCGGCGAGUUCCUCAACGAGCGACUCUUCAUACCGUUCAUCCCUGACGAGGUGCCCCCGGACAGCCUGCGCACCAAGCGCGGAAAGCGGCGCCGGCCAAACACGCCGCUCAUCAGGGAUCUGGUGCAGUUCUUCAUCGAGUCGGAGCUGCACGAGCACGGCGCCUAUCUGGUGGACAGCCUGAUCGAGUCGAACGCCAUGAUCAAGGACUGGGAGUGUAUGACCGACCUGCUGAUCGAGGAGCCCGGUGCCAUGGAGGAGCCGCUCGACGACAGGCAGGAGAACUCGCUCAUCGAGAUCAUGGUGUGCGCCAUCAAACAGUCGGCCACCGGCGAGCCUCCGGUGGGCCGCGGACCCAUCCGCAAGGUGCUCUCGGCGCGCGAGGCCAAGCAGGUGUUCGAUGACCGGGCCAAGCUGACUGAGCACUUCAUCACGACGCUGCCCACGCUGCUGGCCAAGUACAUCGCCGACCCGGAGAAGGUGGCCAAUCUGAUGACCAUCCCGCAGUACUUUGAGCUGGAGAUCUACACCACGUCGCGGCAGGAGAAGAACCUGGACGGCCUUCUGAAGCUGUGUCAGGAGAUAGUCGACAAGCACACGGACCGUGACGUGCUGGACACGUGUGCCAAGACGCUGGAGCUGCUGUGCCAGGAGAACAACGCUAUCCACAGCCGGUGCAACGUGGCGCGCGGCACCGUGAUCGACAUGAUCGUCAACAAGUACAAGGAGGCGAUGGACGACUACAGCUCGCUGGUGGCUGGGGAGGAGGAGCCAAACGAGGACGAGAUAUUCGCGCUGACGAGCAGUCUGAAGAAGGUGGCCAUCUUCUCGUCGUGCCAUAACCUGGGCCUGUGGAACAUCUGGGACGGCCUGUUCAGGAUCGUCGAGGAGGCCAAGGACGGCUCGUCCACACUGCCCGAGGAGGCGACGCGCCACUGCAUCUCUGCGUGCAUGUUCGGCAUCAUGUGGGACCUGCACCACGUGGAGGAGACGUCCGAUUCUCUGAGCACCAACAGUCAGGAGGUGGAGACGCUGCAGCGCCGACUGGCCGCCUACAUGGAGACGGCGCAGCAGCUGGUCUCCAGCAGUCCCGUCAACCAGUUCAGGGAGGAGUCUUACAUCUCCAUCUGCGACCUGCUGAUCGUAUUCUCCAGCCAGCUGGCAUCGAACGCGCACCUCAAGUCGCUGGUCUACACUCCCGACCGCACCAUGCAGGGCAUGCUCAACGACUUCAUACAGACCUACGUCUUCGUCGACGAUGAUGACGAGGAGCAGGACGAGCACACCAAGAUUGAGGAGCUGCACAAGAGGCGCAACUUCCUCGCCUCGUUCUGCAAACUCAUUGUCUACAACGUGAUGCCAACCAAGGCGGCCGCCGACGUCUUCAAGCACUACGUUCGGUUCUACAACAACUACGGUGACAUCAUCAAGGCCACGCUGGGCAAGGCGCGCGAGAUCAACAAGGUGAACUGCGCGCGCACCAUGGCGCUCUCGCUGCAGACGCUGUUCGAGUCUCUCACCAGCCACCCGCAGGCGCGCAUCAACCGCGCAGGAGACGAGUUCAUCUCGCUCAAGGAAUUGGCCAAGCGGUUCGCACUAUCAUUCGGUCUGGACGCGCUCAAGAACCGCGAGGCCAUCACGUCUCUGCACCGCGAGGGGAUCCGUUUCGCCGUGGACCCUCUGGAGAACCCGGCCGACCCGACCGGGCCGCCGCCCAACAUUGCCUUCCUGGAGGUCAUGGUGGAGUUCACCAACAAGCUGCUCCGACAGGACAAGCGCCUCGUGCUCAACUACCUGGACCGUCGGAUCGCGGCGGGUAUGCCGUCGUCUCGUGGUGAGGACUGGCAACCGCUGCUCAUGUACCGCAACUCGCUACUGCAGGGCGAGACAGACCAGCCGAUCGUCACCAGCAAGCGCGCCUACACCCGCCGCCGCCGCGACGACGAGCCGCUGCCGGCCGAACGGUCGCCGAUCCGGCGCAGCGGCAGACUCAGGGCUGGCAGCCACUUCUUCGCCGAGUUGGAUGAUGAGGAGGAGGGAGGAUCCGAGGCCGACUUCCAACAAGGCCGGCGACGGCGGCGCAGCACGUCGGCGGGUCGUAGGACGCCGUCCGCCGGCGGGCGUACUCCUAAACGACGGAAAGUCAGUCUGGACGUUCGUGUAACGCCGCAGCGCCGCGGCGCCGGCCGCCGCCGGUCGGCGGGCACCCCGGAGCUCUCGGCCCGACUGCGAGCCGUCGCCCUGCGCGGCUCGGCCAGUCCACGCGGCGUGGGCGCCAGUCCGGCCCGGUCCCUGACGGCCGCACAGUCGCAGAUCAUUGAGAUGUUUGAGUCGACUGAGGAGAUGAGCACACCGCACCUGGCCGGUCGGUUCACCUCGACUCCUGCCGACGGCGGACCGUCGGGCGCGGUCCGCGAGCACCUGCACCGCCCGUCCCGCCGGGUGGGUUCCUAUCUGGAGGCGUGGACCGAGGCGGACUGAGCUGGCACACCGGACUGCGGCGGCAGGACAGAGCAGAGGAGGUGGGAGAGUGGAGCUGGAGGUGGAGGAUGUCACAUACUGGAUAGGAGGGCGGCGUACAGAUGGCGACUCUGAUUACACCUUGCCAUGACUGCACAAACAAACAUUUCGAGAGGUGGAUAUUAUUCGCAUAUAUUGAGACCGUUUCUUGAAGGUAGCCGAGAAUUGAAGUCGGACUAAUUGAUGUCACAGCAAGGUGCUGUGAUGUUUGCGCUGUUGCUGGAUUUUCAUUCUUGAGUUGUGCUGAAGGACCUGUAUUGUGUAGAUAUCAUCUCAGGAGAGUAGUAGGACAUCCACUGCAAGCUCAAGCUCAAGGCUGUCUAGGAUAAGACCGUCAACUCGAAAUAGCGGCCAUUCCACAGAUAUCCUCGAAAGAAACCCGUGGCUGUGGUUGAAGUAUCGUUUUAUACCACCGUUUCAAUAAAGAUUAUUUGUUCGUUUUCA